ACGUUGGCAAAAUUAAAGAAAAUUCUAGUUCACCACCAAAAAAACAAAGACUACAUAAAGAUAAACAUAUAGAAUCUUAUAUGAAUAUAGAUGAAUCUGACCAAGAGGAUCAAGAAUCAAAUUCAGAUAUAGAAACUAACAAUAAUGAUAUAAUAGUAUCAAGGUUAACACCACCUUUACCUCUAAACGAAGAAGAAUUAUGCAAUAAAAGAUUAUUAGCCAAUAAUGAAGAAUUUGAAGAACUUAAUUAUAAAAUUUUAAGUGAAUUUGAAGCUGCUGCUUGGUUAGCUAAACACCCACGUACAAUGAUAGCAAACUUAGAACUUGAAGCAAAAGCAUUAUUUUUAAGAACAAGGAAUAAUACUCCUGCAUUGUAUACUGAAUUAGCAUCUGCUGAAUAUGGUAUCUUCAAAGUUGACAAGCAGAUGCUAGCAUUAAUUAAGAAGGUUGGUAGUUGCUUUGAUGAUUAUCGUUAUCACCUCUUUGCAAAGCUUCGAAAGAGAGCUGAUGAAUGUUUGAAUCAAUUUGGUAAUAAAAGAAUAUGGAAUACCUUGGGUGAUUUUGUUCAAGAAGCCAUUAAGAAAAUUAUUAUUUCAAAAUUAGAGAAAACUGAUAUGAAAGUAGCACUUCGUAGUUGUGAUACAAUUAUUGUCAACUUGCCAAUUCCAACUGUACUUGGUGUUGUCGCUCAUUUGCCAGUUCAAGAUUUAUUAAAAUAUAAAACUGGUCAGCAAAGAAGUAAAUAG
This is a messenger RNA of Racocetra persica, 746 nucleotides long. NCBI's taxonomy places the organism in Eukaryota, Fungi, Glomeromycota, Glomeromycetes, Diversisporales, Gigasporaceae. The record is from the annotation of a GenBank genome assembly.